UUCUUUUAUUGAGAGGAAGUGUGAUAAUACAAUGUCAGCUUUAAUGUUCGAAAUUGUAUAAAUCGCCAGGAAAUGCUAAAAAGCCCCCAUUCUGAGCAUUCGUAUCCUUCAGAGCAACACGAACUCUUUGCAAUCAACUUGUACAGCAAAUAUCUAUUUGGAGUAUCAUUUUAUAACGCCAGUUCCUUGCAAUAUACCCCAAUGUCUCCACUGCCUUUCGGCAUCACGUCCAAUCGCAACGAUUACGUCAUGGACCGUCUACACGCGGCGUCUUCACUUCUGUCCCUUGGGAGCAAGGGUGACCUUUCACCGAUCACCAUUGAGACUCAAGAACCCGACUUCAACAAGGCCAUCGCCUCCGUCAUCUGGUCUCGACAUCAUCAUCAGACUCCGUCGACUAUCUUCAAAUGCGGCGUCCCCAACUGUCCGCUGUGCCCUGCAGGGGAUACUUCUAGCACUAUUCUGACUGGACAGGUAGACAUUCAGCGCAGUGACCGAAAGCCAACGAAGUCGUCUCGUCGAUCAACCGUUGUUAACUGGCUGAUUUCAUCGUCGUCAUCCUCGCCAACCUCAACGGCUCCACUUAGCGGUAGCAUUAGCUACGGUCCCGUGCCUACGAACUCUCAACCACUACCAUCUUAUCUUGCCCCUUCCCAGCGAUCGUGGGCCGCUCCGGCAUCACUUACCGACUCGGUCUACUCGAACUCCGAUACCGAAGGCUCGCGAUCUUCUCCAACUAGCUCUCUCCCGUCUCCUUCGUACCUUACCGAGAUCAUCCGAUGUUCUCCGAUGGUUCCCGCUUCAACGCCGGACAUCUCCACGAUGCCUACGAAGCGUCAACGAUUGCAUGAGACAUCGAACACUUCAUUGAACCUUCCCGGUGAACGCCAGCUGUCUUUCUCCUGCAAGUUCUGUCCCAAGCGAUUCACCCAGGCCUCCAGCUGUUCGUUCCAUCAGCGAACCCACACAGGAGCUCGUCCCUUCCAAUGUCCGUCCUGUCCCAAAGCCUUCGCUCAGAGAACGUCUCUUCGUACUCAUCUACGCACUCAUACAGGAGAUCGUCCCUACUGCUGUCAGGACUGUCAACAGCGAUUCGGGGAUCUGUCGACGUUGACCAAACAUCGUCGUACUCAUACUGGGGAACGUCCCUACCGCUGUCAACAUGAAGGAUGUCAGCGAGCUUUCGCGCAGUCUGGCAACCUGAAGAGACAUUACAGGACACAUCUUCUGGACCGAAAACUGGAAAUAAUUACAGUCUGAAUG
Messenger RNA from Strongylocentrotus purpuratus (purple sea urchin), 1263 nucleotides. Its product is annotated as protein glass. Gene Ontology annotation, biological process: regulation of transcription by RNA polymerase II. Gene Ontology annotation, cellular component: nucleus. The transcript is spliced from 2 exons. The record is from RefSeq and is a predicted model, not a curated record. Gene Ontology annotation, molecular function: DNA-binding transcription factor activity, RNA polymerase II-specific; RNA polymerase II cis-regulatory region sequence-specific DNA binding. Bases 73 to 1260 code for a protein of 395 amino acids. Lineage: Eukaryota; Metazoa; Echinodermata; Echinoidea; Camarodonta; Strongylocentrotidae.